AUCAAGCAGUGAGACCUGAGCAUAGGUUCCGAGUUUGUGAGUUAGUGGCGCUUUGGUAGCGUUAGUAGCGCCGUAGUGAGCAACAGACAUGGCUCGGUCUCAAGUGUUUUUUACUUCUUCCGCGUUUGUUUGUGUUAUAAAUUAAUGAAUUAUCUACAACGCAUCGCUUUAAUGUGAAGUGCAAGCGACCAACGUGCGUGCGUCUCGUUAAACAAUAAUCGCGGAAAUGGAAGUACUUCCAGGUAUAGCAAGUGUUUGGAAUGAAUAAUACUGUACAGCCACCAAAAAAAGCAGCGAACGAAAACGACUAACACUUCGCACACAGAACUGAAUAUAUCUUAUCCGUGCAUACUUCCCGUAGUCAUUUGAAUCUCUGCAAUUGAAUAUUUUGUGUAUUUAUAGAGCGAAAUGGAGGGUGUCACUGUCCCUUUAAAAAAGGGCCCUGGCCUUUAUGAAUUUCUGGUUGAAGCUGAACUUCACCAUUACUUUAAUAGCUUUAAAAAUACAUUAAAAAUAACCCACCCCUCUCAAUUGAAGUUUACUACUGAGGGUGAUUUAACUGAACUGGGAAUGUCUAAGCCUGAAAUACGUCGCUUGCGAAAAUUCUACGAAAAACACUUUCCCAAUAACUAUCUUUCAAAGUUCAAGAAACUACUACUUACAUCAAGGAAGCAGGAGAAUAAUGCAGCUGAAACGAUGCCGUCAAACGACAACAUCCCCAUCAGUCGUGCGCCAAGAGUCGCCAGCAAGCACAUCAUCCCAGCAGCCAACAUCACCGUUAACAAGGAAUUGGGUGUGGGCGAGUUUGGCAUCGUGCAACAGGGUGUAUGGUGCAAUGAUGGCGAGCGCAUCCAAGUUGCCAUUAAGUGUUUGGCACGUGAGCGCAUGCAAACCAACACGAUCGAGUUCCUCAAAGAGGCAACUAUUAUGCACUCGAUUGAUCACAAUCAUAUCGUGCGUCUCUUUGGCGUCGUACUAGAUACUAGUUCCUUUAUGUUAGUAACUGAAUUAGCCCCACUGCGGUCGCUCCUCGAAUGCCUCAAGGAACCAAGCCUCAGGUCGAGUUUCCCUGUACUGACGCUCUGUGAUUUUGCCGUGCAAAUAUGUGAUGGAAUGCAAUACUUAGAAGCUAAGAGACUUAUACACAGAGAUCUGGCUGCAAGGAAUAUUUUAGUAUUCUCCAAGAAUAAAGUUAAAAUCUCAGACUUUGGACUUUCCCGUGCUUUGGGUCAAGGGAAGGAUUACUAUCAGACGAAUUUCAAUGUGAAUCUCAAGUUGCCGAUAGCUUGGUGUGCCCCUGAAUGUAUCAGUUAUUUACGUUUUACUACCGCGAGUGAUAUUUGGGCGUUUGGGGUAACACUCUGGGAGAUGUUUUCCUAUGGUUUUCAACCAUGGGCUGCUCUGACAGGGCAGCAAAUUUUAGAAGCUAUUGACGAGCCUAACUUUCAACGUCUCGAACAGCCGGAUUGCUGCCCACAGGAGCACUAUCAGCUCAUGUUGGACUGUUGGCGGCAUGAAGCGGUCGCCCGGCCUCGAUUCAUUGAUAUAGCGACGCGCUUGAUUGACUGUCGGCCGGAACAAGUGCAAAGUAAACUUGCUUCCGCCGAUGCCCCUCAUUUGUUGCCGUAUCGCACUGGCGACAUUAUCACUGUAUUAGAUAAACUUUCUCAUCGUCCCUAUUGGAAAGGCGUGACUGCUAAUGGAAAGACUGGUUUGUUUGACCCAAGUAACGUUGUGGCUUACUUGGGCAGCGACUUACCGAGCGCAACAUUCAUGCGAAGCGAUUCGACGCGCUCGUCAGCACGCAGGAAAUUGCGAAGUGAAAUGAUUAGUGCACCUCAAGGAGACUUGAAACAUACAGGUCACGUGGGCUUGGAUGGUGCCUUCUUUGGCGAUCUAAGCUUCCUCAAUGGCGCCAAGGUUGUUGACUACGGCGGCAUACCAACGCAGGUCGUCGCUCCAUACCGUCCUCACGAAGACAUUGAAGCCGCGCCGCUGCUGGAUGGCGAUCGCGCCAACCCACCGCCGCCGGCACCGGCACCCGACCAUGAGUAUCACGAAAUUAGCGACGAGGAAACCAACAAUAGCCCGCCGCUUGAUCUGGGACCAUCACUGAUGGCUGAAAUGGAACUGAUGUUAAACAAUUUUGGUCAUACUCCAACAUCUCCAGCAGAUCAUGAAGGGGCCAACAAGAGCAACGAGCAUCGGGAGCGCAUGAACAAACCUCGGAAGCAACCGCAGUUGAAAGCGAUUUCGUCGCAGGAUCAGAAAACAUUGGAUGCAGCUAUGGACCUCGUUAAUGAGCUAAGCGCUCGAUCUAUGAGUGCCCCGGCUCCCACAACGCCUUCUUCGCCGAAUAAACGCAAGUUCAGUUUUCGAUUUCCUUCUGUAUCAGAACAUCAUCAUCAUGACAAACCUGAGCAGAGGAGGACAUUUUCUGAAGAAGUUCAAUCUACACCGGACUUACAGCAUCGUUUAAGGUGCUCGCUAUCUUCAUUAGAUGAUUUUUCACAACAUAGUAUACGCUUGCCCCUAUGGGACAAAGCAUCCGCUGAAUUUUGCUUCGCCAAGUCUCGCGAACUCCUUUCAAAGCCCAUCAUGGGAACUGUGCAGCGCGGAACGCACAACUCCUGCCGUGAGCUGAAUAAAGUAGAAAAUGCGUACGCGCGCAAUUUAGAAGCACGUUUCCAGGAUAUGUCGAUUGAUCACAUGUCUAUGUAUCCUUCUCAUAUCUAUCGGGAUCGGACUUUAACAAAAUCCGAGGGUAUGGCGCGCAAAACGUACAAAAACGACUCAAUUCGCUCGUCGCGUUUCAAUGCCAACAAUCGCGCUUUCCUACUUGAUGUUCAACCACCACCUCCAUCGCCCUUUAAUAAUCGCAAUAACGAUCCCGAGCGCGAUCGUAUGUUUGAGGAACGUUACACAUACGAGCAAACUUAUACCCCCAUAGGAGGAUAUGAUAACGUGUUUGUUUACGACAACCAUCGUUAUGAUAACUUUAUCGAUCCCCGCCCGCGUGCGAUGAGUUAUUCCGAGUCCCAAGAGAUAAUGCCCAACAAAAAAACGAUGGGCAAAAGCAUACGCGAUCGCAAUCGCCGCAGACAAUCGUACAACCCACAGGCGUACGCACAAAGUAGCAGUAGCGAAUCAGAUUGUACUAGUUUAGGAUCGGUGGAUUUAGACUGGCGACGUCGCAAACGUCUUAGCCGUCUAAGCGCCUCAAACAGCAGCAUUCGAUCCGAAAUGGUCAUUCGGUCCCGGAAUUGCAUCGCCGCACAUUUAUUAAAACCUGAUUUUGCUGGUAAAAUACUUGGUCGCUCACCGCCACCAAGUAACAGUGCGCUGAGUGGGCUUAGUCCAACCAGUGCGUCGCGUUUGCAAAAUCACGAGGACGAGUCUUCCUCGGAUUCCAGCCUUUGAGUAAUACAUGAAAUAAGGAAACAAUCAAAAUCUGAUGAGACUUUUCUUUCGACCGUAAAAAGACUUCUCCGCCUUUGUUAGAUUGACAACACUUAAUAAUAAUGUGAAAAGUAUACAAAGAAACUGAAUUUGUCCGCCCAUUUUAUAAAAAAUACUAAUUACUAUGUACUAAAUAAUACCGGUUGCAAUUGUUUAAAAUGCGUAGUAACACACUUAUACUCAUUGAUGUCAUACAUUAACACAAAACACGUCAAAUAAUUCAGAUAUUAGAUGAAACAUUCACUCUAGAAAUAUAACAUCAGUUAAUCUUAAAUUUUAGGAUUAUAAGUACACGUUACAAGAUCAUUAAUCUUCGUAGUUAUCGCCAAAAUAAAUUGCAUUUACUCCAAUCAAUACAAGCAAGAAAUAAAAUUGUGUUCAAUUGUUUUACAAAGAAUUUGAUAGAUUAGAACAUCUUUAACAAGCGAUUUUGUUAAGACUGUUAAUUCAUGACAUCUCUGAAAUUGCUAAACAUAAACUCAACACGCAACACACUUGAAAAUGUUCCAAAUAUUAAUAUAAUCACUAAUUUUUGAUAAAAAUCAUUAAUCAUACCAUAAUGUGAUAUUUUAUAAUGUGUUGAGUAAUGGCACAUAAUAGUUAUCUACUUCAACAAAAUGUAGCAGCAGAAUUGGGUAUCUACGUAGCUUCUUGUAUCGUUACGACGUUUUUAUGUCGGUUGCAUCUGCAUCACAAUAUGUUAAUCUUGCUAUCAAAGUAAUAUAAUCUAAACUAUUUAAGAAAUUUUAUUAUCUAAAUUUGUGUUUCUCUAAUUUGUUUCUUUUCAUUUCUUAUUUUUUCUUUGAUUUUAUUUUAUUUUUGUGUUUACCCCCUAUUU
This is a messenger RNA of Dalotia coriaria, 4297 nucleotides long. RefSeq names its product activated Cdc42 kinase-like (gene Ack-like). The coding region runs from base 409 to 3420 and encodes 1003 amino acids. The transcript has 7 exons. Gene Ontology annotation, molecular function: protein tyrosine kinase activity; ATP binding; protein binding. NCBI's taxonomy places the organism in Eukaryota, Metazoa, Arthropoda, Insecta, Coleoptera, Staphylinidae. The record is from RefSeq and is a predicted model, not a curated record. Gene Ontology annotation, biological process: protein phosphorylation.